Molecule: messenger RNA, 788 nt
Organism: Mya arenaria
Lineage: Eukaryota; Metazoa; Mollusca; Bivalvia; Myida; Myidae
Exons: 2
Coding region: 402-788 (128 amino acids)
Source: RefSeq, a predicted model, not a curated record
UGUCAGCUUAUUACAAGUGUCAAUUGUAAACAUAGCUGAUUUCAUUUGGAAUGAAUACUUAAUGAAUGGAAUUUGCUUAUAUUCGCCGAAGGGGAAUCAGUAUUGACCAGCAGAUCUCUGUUUAAUGUGAAAUACAGUACAUACCUAUAAAGAUUUGAAUAUGACAAGGCAACAUUGAACUCAACACAUUAAAACAAUUAAUACUGUGUUCGUGCUUCAGGAAUAUCGCUUUCAUGGUGUGAUAUCAUAAUCAUUAAACGACUACUAAAAUAUCAGAGAAGAAUACCCAUAGUAUGUGAUAUAUCAGGGAUGCUUCGUUAUUUUCGUUAGCAAAUAAGCUGGUGCGAGGAAAGUUUAUUUACAAAGCGUCUUGAUCUCCAAAAUUGCAGGCAACAGUAACCAUGGCAACUGAAGAGGAAUGGGAAAACCAUGGUUACGAGAUCUACCGGACGGUGACAACGACAGAGAGGCAGGCCAUGGGUAAACCGCCUUUGGAGAGAUCCACGAGUUUCACGAGCGGUGCCAUUAAGAAGGCGUCCGUGCAGUGGUACAAGAUGAAGUGGUUCUACACGGGCAAAGCUACCAAUACAUGGGGCGACGAACUACAGGGAUACGCCGUGGUAAGGGAUACUUCGCCACUGGACUUUGCGGGGUUGGAUAUUCUACGCCCCGGAAAGGUGAACCAAGUACGUCUGCGAUUUUUCAACCUCUGCAGAGGAGAUGACGCGUCAGACGACUUCCGGUGUGCAUUUUUGAAAGUAAGAGUAUUAUUUGAUAAGACAACGUAA